AUGUCAUGGCCUAGCCGUCGAGAUUUAAGGCGAGAGAUGGGAUUGAACGAUAAGGACUGUAAACAGGCAAAAUUUUUGGGGGCGAUGCUAGCAAAUCUUGGCUAUUUACGAAGGCUUGGAAUCGAUAUGGAACAUGUAUUCUAUCGUUAUGCAGCAAUGACUAUUUUCAAAUAUGUGUUUCGCACAACCGAUGAUCAUUGGUACGAUGCGGCUCACAAGGCGAUGUGGUGUUUGAUGGUCGAGCCAUCAAAACGACGACGAUCCGCCAACCUCGAAAUUCGAGUAACGUAUUCUAUCAUUCCACGGGGUCGCUAUCUAUACAUCUAUGCAAAACUGAAAGGAGAGCUGGAAGAGAAAUGCAUUAGGUUUGAUAUGAUGGAUCCGCAGCAUAGACAAUCCUUUGUAGAUAUAAUACCGUGGGCAACAAGGAAACACCCACCUGUUCCGCCGAAACAUGCCGCAGUGCAAAGGGUUAUGGGACUGGAUAUCAAGAAAGAACGGAAACACAAUAGAUAUCGUCAAGCGAGCAGAAGAGCACAGAAUACGAAUGGACCGACUCCUCUUAGAGAUGUAUCGAAUCAGGCAUAA
Molecule: messenger RNA, 588 nt
Organism: Sclerotinia sclerotiorum 1980 UF-70
Lineage: Eukaryota; Fungi; Ascomycota; Leotiomycetes; Helotiales; Sclerotiniaceae
Exons: 2
Coding region: 1-588 (195 amino acids)
Source: RefSeq, a predicted model, not a curated record